AUGGCACUAGAAGCAGUGGUAUAUCCACAAACACAAGACCACCCAUUUGGUUAUGGAGUGAAAGACUUGUACAACUGCAACUGGGGUUAUGAAGACCACCUCAACCUUGAAAAAGAAGAAGAACAAGGUUCUAUCAGUUUUCUUGAGAACCAAACAGGGAAUUAUCCUUAUGGAGAUUUGAAUAGUUCAUCAUCCACUACUUCAAUGUUACCCCAUUUGAAUGAACUUCAAGAAACCACUGACCCCAACAACAACAACAACAACAAUACAGAAAACUUAGAUAUCUCAACCUUCAUCCAAGCUCGUCCCAAGAGGCGCAGAGCCAAAAGCAGAAAGAACAAGGAAGAAAUUGAGAACCAGAGAAUGACUCACAUUGCUGUUGAGAGAAAUCGAAGGAAGCAGAUGAAUGAGUAUCUUUCUGUACUUCGUUCUCUAAUGCCUGACUCUUAUAUCCAAAGGGGUGAUCAAGCUUCUAUAAUUGGAGGUGCUAUUAACUUUGUUAAGGAGCUUGAGCAGAGGCUGCAACUUCUUGGUUCUCAGAAAGCAACAGUAGGGAAAUCUGAUGAUGAUGAUGAUGCAAAUAUGAUGAUGCCCUUUUCUGAGUUCUUCACUUUUCCCCAGUAUUCAACAAGUGCUAGUGGCUGCGAUAAUUCUGCAGCCAUAGGUGAGCACGUGGGUGAGGUUCAGUCUAGUAUUGCUGACAUAGAAGUGACAAUGGUGGAAAGCCAUGCAAACCUUAAAAUAAGAUCCAAGAAGCGGCCAAAGCAGCUCUUGAAGAUGGUGUCUGGUUUGCAUAGCAUGCGCCUCACGAUCUUGCACUUAAAUGUUACUACCACUGGUGGAAUUGUCCUCUACUCUCUCAGUGUUAAGGUAGAAGAUGAUUGCAAAUUGGGAUCGGUGGAUGAUAUAGCUGCAGCUGUGUACCAGAUGCUGGAUAGGAUUCAACAAGAGGCAAUGUUGAAUUAG
This is a messenger RNA of Gastrolobium bilobum, 966 nucleotides long. RefSeq names its product transcription factor bHLH94-like. The transcript is spliced from 3 exons. Gene Ontology annotation, biological process: regulation of transcription by RNA polymerase II. The coding region runs from base 1 to 966 and encodes 321 amino acids. Gene Ontology annotation, molecular function: DNA-binding transcription factor activity, RNA polymerase II-specific; protein dimerization activity; RNA polymerase II cis-regulatory region sequence-specific DNA binding. The record is from RefSeq and is a predicted model, not a curated record. NCBI's taxonomy places the organism in Eukaryota, Viridiplantae, Streptophyta, Magnoliopsida, Fabales, Fabaceae.